Candidozyma haemuli is the source of this 2304-nucleotide messenger RNA. RefSeq names its product AAA family ATPase (gene AFG3). The transcript has a single exon. Gene Ontology annotation, cellular component: membrane; m-AAA complex. Bases 1 to 2304 code for a protein of 767 amino acids. Gene Ontology annotation, molecular function: metalloendopeptidase activity; ATP binding; ATP-dependent peptidase activity. The record is from RefSeq and is a predicted model, not a curated record. Gene Ontology annotation, biological process: protein-containing complex assembly; mitochondrial protein processing. NCBI's taxonomy places the organism in Eukaryota, Fungi, Ascomycota, Pichiomycetes, Serinales, Metschnikowiaceae.
AUGGGUCACAGAGCCCAGUUUAGUCAGUCGUUUUCCAGACUACAGAAGAAUAAUGAACCCAGAGAUGAUAAAGAAACCAGUGAGAAGAAAGAAGAAAGUAAGAGAACAGAGGAGCCAAGGGAACAAAAACUGAAAGAGCAUGAAGAUCCCGAGACGAGAAGAAACAAGGAGGAGGAGAAGAAGUUCAGAGAAGAGUUGCGCCAGAAGCAGGAAUCUUCGAAGAAGCAAAAGGGCAGGGAUGCGUCGAUCUUCAGCAGAGAGGGUCUUACAUUGAUCCUUAUCUGUGGUCUUUUCACUAUUCCUUUGACGUUCUGGGCUACCCUCUCACAGACGGCGAACCGUGAUGAACUCUCCUUCCAAGCUUUCAAGACUCGUUACCUAGAGAAGGGUCUUGUGACGAAACUUACGGUCAUUAACCGUUUUGCUGUGGAGGCUGAAUUAGUUCAAGGUGCUUUCUCUGAUGAAACCAUCCGUGGCCCUCAAGGCAACCCUGUCGUUGUCUUCACCAUUGGUUCCGUGGAAGUGUUUGAAGAAGAGAUGAAUGCUGCACAAGAUAAACUUGGAAUUCCUAUUGAACAGCGUCUUCCCGUAUCCUAUGUCGAGCGCGGUUCAUGGCUCAACAUGAUCAUGCCUGUCCUUCCUACUGUCCUUUUGAUUGGUGGUCUUUGGUAUAUCAGCGUACGUAAGGCCCCUCAAGGCGGUGCCGGAGGUGCCGGUGGUAUCUUUAAGAUUGGAAAAUCGAAGGCCAAGCUUUUCAACCAAGAGACUGAUGUUAAGAUUAAGUUUAAGGAUGUUGCUGGUUGCGAAGAGUCCAAAGAAGAAAUUAUGGAAUUUGUGAAGUUCCUUCAAGAUCCCGUCAAAUACGAAAAACUCGGAGCUAAGAUCCCAAGAGGUGCAAUUUUGUCCGGUCCACCAGGUACUGGUAAAACGCUUUUGGCCAAGGCUACCGCUGGUGAAGCUGGCGUUCCGUUCUUAUCUGUUUCCGGUUCUGAAUUCGUUGAGAUGUUUGUUGGUGUCGGUGCAUCCCGUGUUAGAGACUUGUUCAAGACAGCUCGUGAAAUGGCUCCUUCUAUCAUCUUCGUUGAUGAAAUUGAUGCAAUUGGUAGAGAGAGAGGUAAUGGCCGUGUUGCCGGUAACGAUGAAAGAGAAAACACUUUGAACCAGUUGCUCGUUGAGAUGGAUGGUUUUGAGGCCUCUGAUCAUGUUGUCGUUCUCGCCGGUACCAAUCGUGUUGAUAUUUUAGAUAAGGCAUUGUUGCGUCCAGGCCGUUUCGACAGACAUGUUACGAUUGAUACUCCUGACAUUGAAGGCAGAAAGGCUAUCUUCAAGGUUCACUUGAACAAGCUUACGUUGAAAUGUGUUGAAGAUAUCAGAGCCUCUCAAAGCGAUGUGGAUUUCAACAAGUAUCAACAGUUGAUUGACGAGGCAACUGACAACCUUGCUGGAAGAUUGGCUGCUUUGACCCCUGGUUUCGCUGGUGCCGACAUUGCUAACUGCUGUAAUGAAGGUGCUUUGAUUGCUGCCAGAGAGGAUGACACCGCGGUUGAUGUUCAUCAUUUUGAGCUGGCCAUUGAGAGAGUGAUUGCUGGUCUUGAGAAGAAGUCUAGAGUUUUGACACCUGAAGAGAAGAAGACUGUGGCUUAUCACGAGGCCGGCCAUGCCAUUUGUGGAUGGUUCUUGGAGUUCGCUGAUCCAUUAGUCAAGGUUUCUAUCAUUCCUAGAGGACAGGGUGCCUUGGGAUAUGCCCAGUACUUACCAAAGGAUCAAUACUUGGUUUCUGAAGAGCAGUUUAAGCAUAGAAUGAUCAUGGCUCUUGGUGGUAGAGUAAGUGAAGAAUUGCAUUUCGAGUCUGUCACCAGUGGAGCCUCCGAUGACUUCAAGAAGAUCACUCAAAUGGCUCAACUGAUGGUACUCCAGUUGGGAAUGUCCGAGAAGAUUGGAAGUAUUUACUUCGACACUGGUAACGAUCAAGGUGGCUUCAAGGUACACAACACUUACUCUGAGAAGACUGCCAAACUCAUCGAUGAGGAAGUAAAGCGCUUCAUUGAUGAAGCUUAUGAUGCUUGUAAACAACUUCUUACAGAAAAAUUAGAGUUGGUCGAUAAGGUUGCCGAGGAAGUCUUCAAGAAGGAAGUCUUGACCCGUGAGGACAUGAUUCGUUUGGUCGGUCCUCGUCCUUUCCCUGAGAGAAACGAUGCUUUUGACAAGUACAUCAAAGGAAAUGAUGUUUACAAGGGUAACCCUAAGUCCAAGUCAAAUAAGGAUGACCAAGCCCCUGAGAGCGGUGGUGAAGCUACUGCUUAA